AUGGCUACUAAUACAAGCAUUAUUUUUACAACAACCACUACUACUGCUACUACAACUACUAUUACUGCUACUACUAAUUUACUACCACUACUACUACUUUUACUAAGACACAAACAUCGCCACACGCACACAGGCUUACUGGUUGUGAACGUUACAUGGAGGGGAAAGACCUACGUAGGGACGUUGAUGGAUGCCACACGGCACCAUUGGGCACCUCCGAGGUUUCUCUUUUUCCAUUUUUUCCCAGUUUUUCGUUGUUUUAGUUUUUUAACUUUUUCAUUUUUUACGAGUUUUUAUUAA
Messenger RNA from Helobdella robusta, 300 nucleotides. RefSeq lists its product as hypothetical. The transcript has a single exon. Bases 1 to 300 code for a protein of 99 amino acids. Gene Ontology annotation, cellular component: nucleus. NCBI's taxonomy places the organism in Eukaryota, Metazoa, Annelida, Clitellata, Rhynchobdellida, Glossiphoniidae. Gene Ontology annotation, biological process: regulation of transcription by RNA polymerase II. The record is from RefSeq and is a predicted model, not a curated record.